Echinostoma caproni is the source of this 2826-nucleotide messenger RNA. Lineage: Eukaryota; Metazoa; Platyhelminthes; Trematoda; Plagiorchiida; Echinostomatidae. The record is from the annotation of a GenBank genome assembly.
AUGGAUAAAAUACGUGUGGAUCCCAAGUACUUUCGACAUAUCAUUGGUCGCCAAGGUGCUAUGAUCCUCAGAUUGCGCGAAAACAAGGUUCAGAUACGUAUGCCCACAUUAGAGAAAGGGGACCAUCUGGAAGCGAAUGAAAUCGUUAUCGAGGGUGAUCCCCAGGGAGUAGAACGGACGAAGAAAGAGAUUCUUCAAUUAGUGGAAAAAUUGGAGAACGAGAAGUGUAAGGAUGUGAUUAUCGAACCACGCGUCCAGCAUCUACUGUGUACUGGAUACAAAAACGUCCCUCCACCAAUCCGUUCAAUCUACGACAGUUUCCCUAAAGUCAGUUUCCUUUGGCCGGAUAACCAGGACUCGGGUGAACACGCAGCCAUCGAUAAUCCUGCCAGAAGUCUGGUCCAGCUACGCGGUGAUCGCCAACAGGUUGACGCAGCUGCUGAGCGUCUACAAAAGCUUAUCAAACAAGUAAUUGAGGAAAAUCAUCGACAGGAGAUCAGAAUAUUCAAAGAAUUUCGACCUCUUAUUUUCGGCCGAGGAUCUGCGAAAAUUCAAAAACUCCUAGACGAUACAAAGACUCGGAUUCAAUACCCUAAUCCAUCCGAUGGUUCUGACGUGUUUACUAUCAUUGGCCGCGAGGAGAAUGUACAACAAGCAAUUCGUCAACUUGAAGAUCUCCAAAAGCAGCUGGCCGACGUGAAAGAAAUUAUUGUUUCCAUUCCAUCUGCAUUGACUACCAAAUUCGUCGGUGACCAAGCCCCCAGUCUGCGGUCCAUUCGCGAACAAUGUGCUGGUGUACAUAUGCGUUUUGUCAAUCCCCCUCAGAAGUACGUUCGCAAAGGGAACCAGGUUGAGGUGGUGGUUAUCGGCCCUUCGGAAGCGUUGAAACAAGCACAACAGCUUCUCAACCAACUCAAUGCAAAAGUGGCGCAGCUUUGCGCUGAGGAAUUGGUCCAUGUGGAUCCUAAAUUCCAUGGUUUUCUCAUCGGUCGUCAAGGCUCGAACAUCACUCGUUUCCGUGAACGACACAACGUUGAGCUUCUCUUCCCGGAUCGCAUGGAAACAGAUCCUAAGUUAUCAAUGGAGAUCCGCAUUGUUGGACCAAAAGAAGCAGUUGCACAGGCUAAGGCUGACCUAGAAGCAAUGAUCAAGACUUUGGAGGACGAAAUCGAACAAACCAUCCCAGUCGAUCCAGCUAUUUUGAAGGAUAUCGUAGUUUACCGACGUUCUUUUCCCAACCCAGAACUCGAUCGAGUGCGAGUGAUAAUGCCCAGAAGUGCUGCUCCUCGUACUCCCUCAGAUGCCGCCACCAAUGCAUCUGGUACUUCCGAUCAGUCCAAAUCCGUGAUCAAACUUAUCGGUCAGAAGGCCUGUGUAGAAUCGGCAAGCCAGGCCCUUCAGAAUAUGAUUCGCGACAUUGAAGAACAGACCACCAAAGAGUUCCAGAUUACCGACCCCAACCAGUUCAUUGCACUUGAUCGGUCGAGAACACAAUUUCGCGAUUUGGAGCAUCAGUUCCGAGUUUUUAUUAACCUUCGACGGACCAUGGACAGUAAUUCAUUUACCCAAACUUCUCCUGAAAAGGUGAACGAUUCCCAUAUGCAACCUUCCGGAACGCUAUUCAUCACCGGGCGUCCUGAUCGUAUUGAUCAACUGUAUGAGGAGGAAAUUCGACCCAUGCUUCCUAUCGAGGAGGAGUUCCCGUUGUCUCAGGAAUUCCAUCGUGGGCUGAUUGUGAAUCCGUCUACGGAGCGCCAACGUAAUCGCGGAGCACAGCCUGCUCCUCCUACUCGUGGCAGGCGGGGUACGCAGCAGCCCGAGAACACCACCGCUCAGCAACCGACCAACGAAACCCCAAGCAAAGCAGCCGAAAUUAAACAGAAAUACAAUGUUCUUAUUCGGCUUCCACCUCAGCAGGCUGUUGGUGCCAACCAAAUUUAUCUUCGUGGAACACCUUCUCAAAUUGCUUCAGCUAAAGCUGAAUUGGUCGAGUGGACCAAGCACUGUGAGGAACUCAAAGCGGAUCGAAUAGCUCGGAAUUUCGAGCUGUCCUUCCCAGUACCCACACGUUUCAUGGCUGCCCUUAUGGCACUCCGGCGGCAGAUUGAGGCAAAUCACGAGGUGUUCAUGCGCGCCGGACCGGAUUUACCGUCGCCUAAUGUGAACGGGGUUAGUGGUACUCAGUCCGAGGUGACCACCAAUGGGUUUGAUUUAGAAGUUAAUGCAAACCAUCAGGAAAGCACGACUGAGGAAGACAAUUCACAUGUGCAAGCCGAUGAGCAAAAAACAGAACAGUUGAAUGGUAAUCAUGCAAGCGACGAAGAGGAUCGAGUGAUCGAGGAUACCGACAAGCCAAAUGACGCUGAAUCCCAAAUCACGACUAAACCUCCACAUCCUGAUGAAUGUGCCCCAUCUGUGCACGAGAGAAUGUCCAUGGUGAUCCUUCGCGGUUAUCAGCACAAAGCAGAAGCGGCGAAAGCCGAGUUGGAAACCACCAUCCAGCAACUUCUUUCUCAGGUUACGGAGGAAUUGUGGAUUCCGGCUGCGGUGCAUCCACAACUUAUCGGAUCACGGGGAUAUGCGAUCCAAAAGGUGAUGUCCGAUUUUCAUGUUCGCAUUGAAUUCCCCAAUCGAAAUGCCCGGGAGACAGCUGACGCCAAUCGUGUUCUGGUCACCGGUGAUCAAAAGGAUGUUGACCUAGCCUGUGAUGUUCUGAUUUCCAGAGCAAACGAAUUGCUCGAUCGGUUGCAUUCCGAGAAUCGACCUGCUCAGUCGAAACAGUAUCGCGAGGAGUUAUUGCCUACUAACGGUUCGUUGAAUGCUUAA